Chelmon rostratus (copperband butterflyfish) is the source of this 2307-nucleotide messenger RNA. RefSeq names its product solute carrier family 35 member B1 (gene slc35b1). The transcript has 9 exons. The record is from RefSeq and is a predicted model, not a curated record. Gene Ontology annotation, molecular function: UDP-galactose transmembrane transporter activity; UDP-glucose transmembrane transporter activity. Gene Ontology annotation, biological process: UDP-galactose transmembrane transport. Bases 430 to 1422 code for a protein of 330 amino acids. Gene Ontology annotation, cellular component: Golgi membrane; endoplasmic reticulum membrane. Lineage: Eukaryota; Metazoa; Chordata; Actinopteri; Chaetodontiformes; Chaetodontidae.
AUAGGCUUUAAAGUCUCUAUGAAAACACGAACUGUACUCGCUUGACACUACACUUACCUGCAUUACCUGAUGCUUUGGAUUUUACAGCUGUCCUGGGGAAGAAAGUUGGACUGUCGGAGGCAUGAGAUACACCAGAAUGACACAUAAUAAACAAAUGACAUGAUAUCUUAUUGUCUGCAGCUUCAGACAAUUCAGGGUAGCUUAAUUUGCUAGCAAGCUUUGGCAGAUUAAGAGUUACUGUGCCCAAGACGGUUUGACAUUUAUCAGCAAACCUUCAACUAACGUUACCACAGAAACCACAGCUAACGUGAAACAGCGAGCACCAUAUUCGGGCUCGUGACAUCGGCGAUAGUGGAGCGGGACGUCGGUGUGAGGGGCGCGGGGAGCGGACCGGUGUCGGUUGCCAUACCUGGACUGGUGGACGACAGCAUGGCUGCGGGAAAGGGAGCUGGCAAGCCCGCCUCGCUGUGGGACAACAUGCGGAUACGGUUCAUUGUUUGCUUCUUCGGAGUCUUCGUGUGUUACUUUUACUACGGAAUAUUACAAGAGACUAUCACUCGAGGUGAUUACGGUCAGGGAGACAAAAAGGAGAAAUUCAGAUUUGCCCGGACAUUGGUCUUAAUCCAGUGCAUUGUCAGUGCUCUGUUUGCCAAGAUCUUGAUCCAGUUUUUUGAGGGCUCCAAGCCGGAUCACACCAAGAGCUGGCUCUAUGGUCUGUGUUCCCUCUCUUAUCUUGGAGCCAUGGUUUCCAGUAACUCUGCCCUUCAGUAUGUCAACUACCCCACACAGGUGUUGGGGAAAUCCUGCAAACCCAUACCAGUGAUGAUCCUUGGUGUGACCAUACUGAGGAAGAAGUACCCACUGGCUAAGUACCUGUGUGUGCUGCUCAUUGUGGGUGGUGUAGCUCUGUUCCUCUACAAUCCCAACAAGAGCUCAGCUGUUGCAGACGACCAUGUUUUUGGGUUUGGAGAGCUGCUGUUGUUGGUCUCUCUGACAUUGGACGGUUUGACCGGUGUGGCCCAGGACCACAUGAGGAAUCGCUUCCAGACGAGUGCCAACCACAUGAUGCUGAACAUCAACCUGUGGUCCACUCUGGUGCUGGGACUAGCGGUAUUGUGGACAAGGGAGGUGUGGGAGUUCCUUAGUUUUACAGAGCGCCACCCGAGCAUCAUCUACAACAUUCUUCUGUUCGGACUGACCAGUGCUUUAGGCCAGACCUUCAUCUUUAUGACGGUGGUGUAUUUUGGGCCUCUGACCUGCUCCAUUGUCACCACCACAAGGAAGUUCUUCACCAUCCUGGGCUCUGUUAUUCUGUUUGGCAAUGUCAUGACUAUGAUGCAGUGGGUUGGCACCAUUCUGGUGUUCCUCGGUCUCGGACUUGAUGCUAAAUUUGGCAAAGGCCCCAAGAAGACGACACACUAAAACAUCCGGAGCGACAGAAACAUUGCACAUCAAAUGGAAACACUAAAGCCAGUAUCUUAUUUUCACAAGACAUCCUGUACAGGCAUACUGUAUGUGCCUAUGGUUUUAUUUAAAUACGGUUCAGAUUUUCUGUGUCUAAAAGAGAGUUCUUGUAGUUUUCAACUCCAGCUUCUGUUGUGUACUGUUGAGAUAUUGAAGAGACAUGUUUUACUUGGGAUCAAGUCCUGAAUGAACUAUGAUGAGCCAUUAACAUCUUUUUUUGACCACAAGACAUCACACUCUUGUGGAGGAGUUUGGACUGGCUGAAAGACACGGGUGGAAAAUACUUCAUUUAGACAAAUUCUUUGUUUCUUCUUAAACCAGCUCACCUCCCUUGGAUGGAUAUUGAACCAAACAAGGCCGAAGACGUAAAGUUUCCAGCAUUUUUGUCAUGAACCUACCACCAAAUACGACUUGGUUUACAAAUUGUUGCUUGAAGAUGUGUAAUUAUCACAUAUGUAGUUUAUUUCUUGGCAAACAAUUUGCCAAGUAUCAAGUCAUUUAUAUGAUAUAAAGGGUUGUUAUGUCAUGUCAAAUCUUAAUGUUGAGUUGUUUUUACUUUUAUUUUCUACAAAUUGAAAAUAACAUGCCAUAAAAGGGAAAUUGUGAUAUGUCAUGGUGAUUUUCUUUUUAUUACACAGACUUCUCUUGAUUGGUUCACAUCAGUCAGUUGUGAUACUCAUCUCUGAUCGGAUGCUGUUUGUUAGAAAUGGCUGUAAAACCGCAAGCACCUACUGCUUAGCACUUAAUAAUACAAGCGCAAAUCAUUACCACAGCAACAUAUGUAUCUGAUAGCCAACUUGUUUUUUUAAAUAAAAAGCAUAUUACCAACUUAAUGUUAUAUCA